AUGGCAGAAUUUGACGAUGACAUGUUACUCGAAAAUCUGCGAGAGUUACUUCGCAACCUCCCAACAGGCAGUCGUACUGGCCCUAGAUCGAAGUCGGAUGAAUUCAAGGUUUCAGAACUUCCGGAAUUCGUUGGUGGUACCAACCCGGAAGAUUACCUAGAUUGGGAAAGGAGAAUCGAUCGCUUGUUCGAUUUUAAGGACCUUAGUGACGAGAAGAGAUGCAAGUACGCUCUUUUGAGAUUAAGCAAAAGUGCUUCACUGUGGUACGAAGGUUUGAAGGCCAAGCGGUCCCGCGCCGGAAAGGAGAAAUUGACAUCGUGGGAGUCAUUAAAACGCAAGUUGAGAAAAAGGUAUGUACCGGCUACUCAUAAACUGAAUGUCUAUCGUAAAAUCGCGGAUUUGGUUCAAGAAAAAUUAAGCGUUGCCGAGUACAUAGACGAGUUUGAAAAGUUAAUCCUAAUGGGGGAAUUGGAGGAGAAUGAGGAACAAAAAAUGUCACGUUUUCUUCGUGGUUUAAACCGUAGCAUUGCCAAUUCUGUCGAGUUAUACCCGUAUUCGGAUUUUGAUGGUUUGUGUAAUUUAUGCGUCAAAAUCGAGGCCCAGAGUAAGUACAAAUCAGGGUUUUCGGGUAGGGACCACAGCAGCCCAAAUACAAAUCCCAAAUCUGUUACCCCUCCUAAAACCACCUUUACCCCAAACUUAAACAGCCCGAACAAAGCCACGCCCAAAAACUCCGAGUCGGGAAAGGAGACCUGUUUGUCGAGGGUACGGUGUUUCAAGUGCCAGGGGAUCGGGCAUUUUCAAAGUGCGUGCCCUAACAAGAGGGUAGUUACAUUACGGGAGGCUAGGGAGUGUCUUGAGGAGUUGGCCGAGGAAGAGGAGCGAUUGGGAGGUGUGUUUAAUUUUGAUGUACGUGAGAAAGACGAGGAGGAGGAGGAGGAUUAUGAGGCCCCUGUGUAUGAUACCCUGUUGGUUCUCCGUUCUUUACAAGUUCAGACCGAGUCUGUUGAUUCGGAUCAACGGGAACAAUUGUUCCUCACCAAGUGCCAAGUCAAUAACAAGUGGUGUAGCGUGAUUAUAGACGGUGGGAGUUGUACUAAUGUGGCUUCGGAAGGGAUGGUUUCCAAGUUGGGUUUGUCCACUGUCGCGCAUCCUAAACCUUAUGCGCUUCAUUGGCUGAACGAUGGAAAUAGUGUGAAGGUGACUAGGCAGGCUCGAGUAGGCUUGUCGAUGGGCUCUUAUACCGAUGAGGUGCUUUGUGACGUAAUCCCUAUGGAUGCCUGUCACGUUUUCUUAGGGAGGCCAUGGCAGUUUGAUCGUGAUGUUGUACAUCGAGGAAGAAGCAAUGAGUACGUGUUGAGGGACAAGGGUAAGAGAAUUGUAUUAAAACCCAUGUCGUCUCAGGCUAUUCGGUCUAUGAGCACUAAGAAGAAGAAGGCAACUAUGAUGAUUAAGGAGAGGGAUAUUGAACGAGCUAUUGAUCGAGGAGAGUGUAUUUAUCUCCUCUUAGCCAAGGAGGAAUCGGCGUUGGACCGGGGACUGCCGACUGACAGUCCAAUCAAUGAGUUGCUACGGGAAUUCGCGGAUGUCUUUCCCGACUCUUUACCACCGGGUUUGCCGCCUAUUAGGGGGAGCGAACAUCAAAUUGACCUUGUUCCCGGGGCAUCAUUACCCAACAAGGCUGGUUAUAAAUGUAACCCAGAGGAGUCUAAAGAGCUUCAAAAACAGAUUAAUGAACUGAUAGAGCAUGGGUAUGUUCGGGAGAGUAUGAGUCCUUGUGCGGUUUCGGUCUUACUCGUACCAAAAAAGGAUGGGUCGUGGCGAAUGUGCGUCGAUUCAAGGGCGAUCAACAAUAUCACGAUAAAAUAUCGGUUCCCAAUUCCUCGACUAGAUGACUUGCUUGACGAGCUCCAUGGCUCUAAAAUAUUUUCUAAGAUCUAUUUACGUAGCGGGUAUCAUCAAAUCCGUAUGCGUGAAGGGGACGAGUGGAAAACCGCUUUCAAGACUAAGUACGGGUUGUAUGAGUGGACCGUCAUGCCUUUUGGUCUCACUAAUGCCCCGAGUACGUUUAUGCGUCUAAUGAAUGAAGUAUUGAAGGCCUUUUUGGGCAAAUUUGUGGUCGUCUAUCUCGACGAUAUUCUAGUUUAUAGUCGGAAUUUAGAGGCACACCUUGAGCAUCUUAGAAUGGUUUGCGAAAAGCUGAGGGAGCAGAAGCUAUAUGGGAAACGCGAGAAAUGUUCUUUCUUGGUAGAAAAAGUGUUGUUCUUGGGCUACGUGGUGUCGGAAAAAGGGGUGGAGGUCGACCAGUCCAAGGUCGAUGCAAUACGAACCUGGCCAUCGCCUAGUUCGGUCACGGAGGUAAGGUCUUUUUUGGGUCUUGCUUCUUUUUACCGCCGGUUUAUUCGAGACUUUAGUACUAUUGCAAGUCCAAUGACGGAAUGCCUUAAAAAGGGGGCGUUUAUGUGGGGAAAGGCUGCCCAAGCUUCAUUUGAUUUAUUAAAGGAGAAGUUAUGUCAGGCACCCGUGUUAGCCUUACCCGAUUUUUCACAACCGUUUGAGGUUGAAUGUGACGCUAGCGGGGUCGGUAUCGGGGCUGUUUUGAGGCAAGGAAAUCGACCGAUGACUUUCUUUUCGGAGAAGUUGGGGGGUGCGCGUUUGAAGUAUUGUACCUAUGACAAGGAGUUUUACGCCAUUGUUAGAGCACUCAUGUAUUGGAGUCAUUACUUACGUCCGAAUCAUUUUGUUUUACAUUCCGAUUACGAGUCUUUGAAAUACAUCAACGGGCAGCAAAAUUUGAGUCCUCGGCAUGCCAAGUGGGGAGAAUUCUUACAGGCUUUUCAUUUUUCUGCUAAGUACAAGGAUGGUAAGACUAAUAUCGUGGCUGACGCAUUAUCGCGGCGGUAUUCUUUAAUUUCCAUGCUUAAUACCCGGUUACUUGGGUUUGAAAUGUUGAAAGCUCAUUAUGAAAAUGAUGAGUAUUUUGGGGAGUUAUUUAGCAAAGGCUUGGUUGGAGUUACGGGAGAGUUCAUCAUUCAAGAUGGAUUCCUUUUUAAAGGAAACCGUCUUUGUGUUCCAAGACACCCAAUUCGGAUUGUUGGUACGUGA
This is a messenger RNA of Spinacia oleracea (spinach), 3105 nucleotides long. RefSeq lists its product as uncharacterized. The transcript has a single exon. Gene Ontology annotation, molecular function: nucleic acid binding; zinc ion binding. The record is from RefSeq and is a predicted model, not a curated record. Lineage: Eukaryota; Viridiplantae; Streptophyta; Magnoliopsida; Caryophyllales; Amaranthaceae. The coding region runs from base 1 to 3105 and encodes 1034 amino acids.